Messenger RNA from Coregonus sp. 'balchen', 30060 nucleotides. The record is from the annotation of a GenBank genome assembly. Lineage: Eukaryota; Metazoa; Chordata; Actinopteri; Salmoniformes; Salmonidae.
AUGAAAGGGAGAGGAGAAAAGAGGGGAGAGGAUGAGAGUAGUGAUGACUGUUUUCUCUUUUACAGGAGGUGGAGGAGGCAGCGGCUGAGAGAGAGGGAGGAGAAAAGAGAGAGAGGAGAGGAGGAGAGUGACGAGAGUGAUGCUGAGUUUGAUGAAGGAUUCAAGGUGCCUGGAUUCCUCUGGAAUAAACUCUUCAAGUAAGUAACAAAGAAACCGCUUUUCCCAAUUGUUACUGUAUUUUGUACAUUUCACUCCCUUCCCUGACUAGAUGUUUAACUUGAUACCUGUUGAAUAUGAACUCUGAUAUAGUGAAAAUUAUCAUAUACAUAAAGUAUGAUCAUACUUGUGUGUGGACCAGUUUAUAAAAAUACAUGAUUCAGUUUUAGAUUGGUUUUUAUCAUUACUUCGGAAAGUCAUUGUCAGAAUAAUUGAAGCAUAUUGAACUCAAAGCAGGCAGAUCGUUUCGGACUGUAUUCAGUUGAGUAACUGAGUCUGAGUUGAGUAAAAUUACUCAAGUAGAAAGUGAGUAUAGUGGCUCACAGCUGAUCAGUCUCUACACUUCCGGUCUCUUUAUCUGGAAUCAUUACUGAUAAUGACCUAAUGACCUAAUGAUUAAUUUCCCACUACACACAUUACGCUCUUUGUAUUUGGGCGGGGGGUGGAUUUUUGAACGACAGGGAUGUUUGUGUGUGUAUAUUAACAGCUGUGUGCGCGCGUAUGCUUGCAUUUGUGUCUUUGUCUCUGUGUGUGUGUGGGUGUGUGUUCCAGGUACCAGCAGACAGGUGUGAGGUGGCUGUGGGAGCUACACUGCCAGCAGGCAGGGGGGAUCCUGGGGGAUGAGAUGGGUCUGGGUAAAACCAUCCAAGUCAUCGCAUUCCUGGCUGGCCUCAGCUACAGUAAACUACGCACACGAGGUUCCAACUACAGGUACACAUGGACACACGCAUGCACACACGUACACCUGACCUGGGUUCAGUUAUUAUUUAAAAUCUUUCAAAUACUUUGAGCAUUUGCUUUAGCCUGCCUAGAGGGCCAGGUGGGUGGGGUCUGCAUUUUUGGGACUUUUCUAUUGGUUCCGUUGCAACAGGCAAGCUCAAUCAGGCACAGAUAAAGUAUUUGGACCAUAGAGCUAGAUGGAGAUCAUUACUUGGAUAUAUCCCGUUUUUGCAUGGACAUUGCCAUUGAGGACUUCCACCAUUUUAAAGUAGUCAACUGGGUGGGGACUUCCUAUGGGUUGAAGAAGGAUCACACAAUUCCAUCCAGCUCGUCAGCAGGGAUCAGCCAAAGAAUUAUACUCGUGAGCAAACAUUCCAUAACUGCAGGUGGGUUAAAUCGCCAACCUUGGCUUUAUACCUGUUCAAACAACAGACUCCAGGUGGCAGUAUGCACCCUUUCAGUUUGUUUACCAAUUCAUAGAAGUAGGAGAAGAAGAAAAUUAACUAGUUUAUAAUGGAGAUGGCCUCAAUCGCACUGCCCAUGCCCUCACAGACGCCAUAAUGGGACAGUUAAAAAGAUGUGUCUUCUAACUAAGUCUAUGAUUUGGACCCAGGUCUGACACAUGCACGAACACACACAAACUUUAGCCGUUACGGUGCGUUCAGACUGGGAGUCUGUGUAGUAAUGAAUAUUUCAUUAGGGUGAUUUGUGCUGGAGAGUUUUAGUCUGAAUUAUUAAACAUGUUUCAAUUAUUAGACUUCUCUCAUUCUCUACUGCAGACACCAAAGGAAAUGCGGACAUGACACAGGGUCUGUGUGUGCGUGCGUGUGUGUAAUUCUUAGUGGAUGUGGUCACAGGGGCAGAGGGGGCCAAUUAAACGUGAAACACAUUAAAGCACAUUGAAGGCAGGGCCCACUGGUUCCACACACACACACACACACACUCCAGAGGGAUUGAACCUCUCUGAUGGUCAAUACUCUGUCUGCUGUGAACGUCCACAAAUUGAUUGUUUGCAAACUCAAUUAUGCCUCUAUCAAUGGUUUCCACCAAGCAGAGAUUCAUGGCUGUGACGAUAAUUUAAUAACGGUGUAACUGACGGUUAUUGAUGAAGACCGUCAUGGAAAUAAAAUAACCGCCAAAACCGUUGAAAUAGGCCUACAUUCAUUUUAGGAUUUAAAAAAAGUGUAUUAACUUUAUUGUCAUGUAGAUAAACUUUACCUAAUAGCGGGAGUGUUUAUUAAUGAUUACAAGCAAUUGUUUUGCUAACUUAGUCUAUUAAAGUUUCUACAUCCUCCGCUUUCCAACUGUCCUUUGAUGCUCGAGCAGCUGUAGAGCGCUAUAGGCUAUGACACUUCAGUAAAAAAUGUUUUGAUGUGUCAACUUUCUUUUAUACAAUGCACAUUCUCAUUGCUUGCUAGUAAAUAAAUACAUCUGUCUUUAAAAAAGGUCGGAUGUUUCUGACUAUUCAUUAAUUAUUCAACAGCAGUUGACAAGGUUGUUCUGGCUCUGAGGCCUAUAAUGCGCUAAUGUUGUGUGAAAUGGACAAUGUGCCAAUCCUCUCCAAUGCUGAUCAGGCCCGGUCCUGGUCGAUAUGCCGGCGUAUGCGAGACAAAAAAAAUGUUGACGCCGCUUAUCCCCGCAAAGUAGAAUAGCAAUGGACUUUUAUGAAUGCCCAUGUGGCAGGGUUGUGGGUUUGAUUCCCACGGGGGGCCAGUAUAAAAAAAUAUAUAUAUAUAUGUAUUCACUAACUGUAAGUCGCUCUGGAUAAGAGCGUCUGCUAAAUGACUAAAAUGUAAAUGUAAAUGUGGUAGCCUACCAUUUGUAAAAUAGCCAAUUUACCGUUAAACCCUGUCAUUAUUUCUGUUAAUGCAUUUAUUAAUUAGUAAUUUACAGUUCUCAAAUGUUGUUUGCAGAGUUCACAACCUGCUACACUUAUGAAAAACACGUUUUGGUUUAUUUCAUAGCAUAAUUUACAUGCUCCAUGUGAGCAAUGAGCAUGUGUCUGGUUUCUCUUUCCUGUUAAUGUUGACAGGGGGCGCGCGCCUGAGCACACAUAGAAGUACUUGGUCUGCUUCUCGCAAAUGUAGGAAAGUGCCCUUUUGGGGAUGUCUGAUUUCUGAUUUUCUUCACUCACCUCCACUAAUAAGCUGGGCUUCUCAGUCAUUUUUUCUUUACCUCUCACAGUAAGUCAACGAAGUCCGUUUCUUUUUACAUCCAUUCACACUGAGCAAAAAUAUAAACGCAACAUGUAAAGGGUUGGUCCCAUGUUUCAUGAGCUGAAAUCAAAGAUCCCAGAAAAUAAGCACAGAAAGCUUAUUUCUCAAAAAUGUUGGGCACACAAUUUGUUUUCCACCCUGUUAGUGAGCAUUUCUCCUUUGCCAAGAUAAUCCACACACCUGACAGGUGUGGCAUAUCAAGAAGCUGAUUAAACAGCAUGACCUUUACACAGGUGGACCCUGUGCUGGGGACAAUAAAAGGCCACUCUAAAAUGUGCAGUUUUGUCACACAACACAAUGCCACAGAUGUCUCAAGUUUUGAGGGAGCGUGCAAUUGGCAUGCUGACUGAAGGAAUGUCCACCAGAGCUGUUGCCAGAAAAUGUAAUGUUAAUUUCUCUACCAUAAGCCCACGUAGUUUUAGAGAAUUUGUCUGUACGUCCAACCGGCCUCACAACCGCAGACCAAAUGUAACCACGCCAGCCCAGGACCUCCACAUCCGGCUUCUUCACCUGCGGGAUCAUCUGAGACCAGCCACCCGGACAUCUGAUGAAACUGUGGGUUUGCACAACCGAAUAAUAUUUGCAUCUGCGUGCUCGUCGUCCUCACCAGUGUCUUGACCUGACUGCAGUUUGACGUCAUAACUGACUUCAGUUGGCAAAUUCUCACAUUUUAUGGCCACUGGCAUGCUGGAGAAGUGUGCUCUUCACGGAUGAAUCCCAGUUUCAACUGUAGAUUGGCAGAUGGCAGACCAUUCAUCCGCCGCCGCACACCUCAUGUUUCAGCAUGAUAAUGCACUGCCCCAUGUCGCAAGGAUCUGUACACAAUUCCUGGAAGCUGAAAAUGUCCCUGUUCUUCCAUGGCCUGCAUACUCACCAGACAUGUCAUCCAUUGAGCAUGUUUGGGAUGCUCUGGAUCAACGUGUACAACAGUGUGUUCCAGGUCCCGCCAAUAUCCAGCAACUAUGCACAGCCAUUGAAGAGGAGUGGGACAACAUUCCACAGACCGCAAUCAACAGCCUGAUCAACUCUGUGCGAAGGAGAUGUGUCACGCUGCAUGAGGCAAAUGGUGGUCACACCAGAUACUGACUGGUUUUCUGAUCCACACCCCAACUUUUUUUUUUGGUAUCUGUGACCAACAGAUGCGUAUCUGUAUUCCCAGUCAUGUGAAAUCCACAGAUUAGGGCCUAAUUUAUUUAUUUCAGUUGACUGAUUUCCUUAUAUGAACUGUAAAUUGUUGAAUGUUGCAUUUAUAUUUUUGUUUAGUGUAUAAUCGCUCCUCACGGUAUUUGAAAAAUCUUUCCAACACACUCCCCCUCGAUAAUCAGCAUCGCUGAUAAAUAGGCUAUGGACAUGUUGCGUGUAUUUAUUUCUAUUUUAAUGGUUGUCAAUUUCAUCUUCAUACUAUAGCAUAGCUGUCCCCUUCAUGCUUUCCUUGUCAAUUAAUUAUCUAAUAGCCUACCUUCGAAAAGCCUAUGGUAGGCCUAGGUUUUUUAAAUACAUUUUAAGGAAAGGAUAAAUAUUUGCUCUUGUGUCUGACAUAUGCUGGUGGCUUUGAUUGACGGGUGCUUUUACAGGGGUGUGCGUGUGAGUUCGCUGAUACUAUUUCCAUUCAGAAAGUUUCCUAAAGUAGCCUGUUUGGACUCAAUCUCUUUAAUAAGAAUCAAAUGAUUUAAUCUUGGAAGAUGCCUAUUUUCAGUAGCUUAGGCUACAUUACUUCUCUCAUUACGGUGUCCUCUCUUUGAAGAACAUAUUUUUGUGCCACUGCCAUCGAAUGACCGCAGCAGCAGGGUUUGUGACAUUAUGCGACUAUUUCGGGAAAAGUAGGAGAAAACCCAUCGAAUUUCGUUUGACUGGUUUUAUGCAUCAAAAUAGGAUGUGUAUUUCAUUAUUAUUUUUAUUGCAGGAAAGCCAACCGACAGGGUAGGCAUAUCUUUCUUUUGACUCCGUUUUAAUGUUGUGUCAAUAUGAAAAUGUGACAGAUCCUCCAACCUGGCAUUUCUGAAUUUGUAAUAACCUGAAUAAUAAGAAUGAAAUGCCAUGAUGAUAAUAAAGAAGUGUUAAUGGCUUGUUUCAAAUAGGAUUUAUUAGAAGCAUAUCCAAGUAAACAAGUGUACGAACCUGAACGGUUAUGUCAGUGACAGUGUACAUUGGCCUGGCCAGUUACCGUAACCUCAAAUUCCAAGACUGUCACAGCCCUAAUGGCAGUGUGUGUGUCCGUGUGUCUCCGUUAAUGCUUCCACAGACAUUUAGUGUGUUCUGUCCACUUAUCUCAGUCAGUGUGCAGGCACAAACACACGCUCUGGGAGCAUCGUAAUGGCCUAACAUCAGCGCUCCAUUCAUACUGUCAUACUCAGAAGGAUCUGUUACACCCUGUUCUAGUUUACUGAACUCGUUAGUAACACUUAAUGUGAGGGAAUUGAUGUCCCUGCACCCUUCACCCCUAAAACCCCAUUCCUCAUCCUACAGUCCCUUGUGACAUCAUUCGCUUAUUUUCUGUCAGUAUUAACACGGUGUGAAUGAACCAUAACAUGCCAGCAGCCUGACUUAAACACAAACCCUGAACUUUACCUGAUCCUAACCGUGUGUGUGUGUGUGUGUGUGUGUAUUCCAGGUACCAAGGACUGGGUCCUACAGUGAUAGUGUGUCCAGCUACUGUCAUGCACCAGUGGGUCAGUGAGUUUCACACCUGGUGGCCCCCAUUCAGAGUGGCUGUCCUACACGACACGGGAUCCUUCACCCAAACAAAGGUAGGGGGUUUACUGCUGCUGUAUCUUUUCUCCUGUCAGCAUUGUGUGGAGGAUUUAGCUCUGAGGGAGGUGUAAAUUAAUUAGUGGUACACUAGUAGAUAUUAAUUACUUUACACUGUAGAGCGCACCCGGCAAGUUGUGUGGGUGUGACAUGGUGAUUAAUGGGAGUUUUUAUUUUUUAAGGUGUUUCCCUUUGGGGGGGGCACCAAAGACCUGUUUUAUGCAGAGUUGGCUCCUCAUGCCUCCCCCUUUCAUAGUGAUGAGGUGCAAACUCCACAUGCACUUUUAAUUAACCAGUCUCUAUGGUACUGAGAAAUAAUGUGUCACCAUCAGCUGGCGACGUGAGGACCGGGGUUCAGUGAGGUGACGUUCAGUGAUGUUCUCAAUGAUAUAAAUGUAAUGAGUAGAGCUGACACAAUUCCCUAUUCUACCUGAAAGACGAGCAUAUCUGUUCUACACAAUACAUUUCUACUUUUAUAUUUAUUCUCAGUAAUACCAAUUUACCCCACUGAAGACAUUCUUUAAAAAAGUAAACUCUGCCAUAAGACUUUAUGAUUGCAAAUAAAAAGGAACAUCUGAGUCUGAGGGUGGUUUUAACCUUCCAGACUUAGAAUUGUAUCAACUCACCACCCAGGGCUUUUACUUGGGACAUGUAGUUAAAUGCACUAAAGAGGAACAAUGGGUACAUAUACAGUACCAGUCAAAAGUUUGGACACCUACUCAUUCCAGGGGUUUUCUUUAUUUUUACUAUGUUCUACAUGGUAGAAUAAUAGUGAAGACAAAACUAUGAAAUAACACAUAUGGAAUCAUGUAGUAACCAAAAAAGUGUUAAACAAAUCAAAAUAUAUUUUAUAUUUGAGAUUCUUCAAAGUAGCCACCCUUUGCCUUGAUGACAGCUUUGCACACUCUUGGCAUUCUCUCAACCAGCUUCAUGAGGUAGUCACUUGGAAUGCAUUUCAAUUAACAGGUGUGUCUUGUUAAUUUGUGGAAUUUCUUUCCUUCUUAAUGCAUUUGAGCCAAUAAGUUGUGUUGUGACAAGGUGGGGGGGUAUACAGAAGAUAGCCCUAUUUGGUAAAAGACCAAAUCCAUAUUAUGGCAAGAACAGCUCAAAUAAGCAAAGAGAAACGACAGUCCAUCAUUACUUUAAGACAUGAACGUCAGUCAAUCCGAAACAUUUCAAGAACUUUGAAUGUUUCUUCAAGUGCAGUUGCAAAAACCAUCAAGCGCUGAUGAAACUGGCUCUCAUGAGGGCCGCCACAGGAAAGGAAGACCCAGAGUUACCUCAGCUGCAGAGGAUAAAUUCAUUAGAGUUAACUGCUCCUCAGAUUGCAGCCCAAAUAAAUGCUUCACAGAGUUCAAGUAACAGACACAUCUCAACAUCAACUGUUCAGAGGACACUGCGUGAAUCAGGCCUUCAUGGUUGAAUUGCUGCAAAGAAAACACUAUUAAAGGACACCAACAAUAAGAAGAGACUUGCUUGGGCCAAGAAACACGAGCAAUGGACAUUAGACCUGUGAAAAUCUGUCCUUUGGUCUGAUGAGUCCAAAUUUGAGAUUUUUGGUUCCAACCGCCGUGUCUUUGUGAGACGCAGAGUAGGUGAACGGAUAAUCUCUGCAUGUGUUGUUCCCACCGUGAAGCAUGGAGGAGGAGGUGUUAUGGUGUGGAGGUGCUUUGCUGGUGACACUGUCUGUGAUUUUAUUUAGAAUAAAGGCACACUUAACCAGCAUGGCUACCACAGCAUUCUGCAGCGAUACACCAUCCCAUCUGGUUUGGGCUUAGUGGGACUAUCAUUUUGUUUUUAAACAGGACAAUGACCCAAACACAUCUCCAGGCUGUGUAAGGGCUAUUUGACCAAGAAGUAGAGUGAUGGAGUGCUGCAUCAGAUGACCUGGCCUCCACAAUCACCCGACCUCAACCCAAUUGAGAUGGUUUGGGAUAAGUUGGACCGCAGAGUGAAGGAAAAGCAGCCUACAAGUGCUCAGCAUAUGUGGGAACUCCUUCAAGACUGUUGGAAAAGCAUUCCAGGUGACUCCUCAUGAAGCUGGUUGAGAGAAUGCAAACUGUCAUCAAGGCCAAAGGGUGGCUACUUUGAAGAAUCUAAUAUAUAUUUUGAUUUGUUUAACACUUUUUGGGUUACUACAUGAUUCCAUAUGUAAUAUUUCAUAGUUUUGAUGGCUUCACUAUUAUUCUACAAUAUAGUUAAAAUAAAGAAAAACCCUUGAAUGAGUAGGUGUGUCCAAACUUUUGACUGGUACUGUAGAAGAUGCUCAUCCCCAGAAUAUGUGUACGUGCUUAUUUUCUAAGGAUAAAGCUAAGAACAUUAACAACUUCAUAGUUAAGAACACUAUAACAAUAUGGAAGAAAUUUAAAUGUAUUCUACAAUAACCAAUAUCACUCACUAAAAACACCCCUAUUGAACAAUCCUUGGAUAGCUUUUCAGAAUUCACAGAUAAAUUGGUCUACAUGGAAAACUAAAGGCAUAGAAAAGUAAUAGGAAAUACAUUUAUUCCAUGACAGAAUUAAAAAGCAAUUUUGGUCUGACCAAUGUAGAUAUUCUCAAAUACAUGCAACUUAAGUUUAAUUUCAAGAAAUUUCGAUUUUAAGUUCUUUCAACAUUUGAGCAAUCUUGAGGGAAUCCUAUUUGAGUCAGAAAAUACUAUUCAUAUGAUAGGUAAGAUAUACCAAACCUUGCAGAGCAUAUCCAACUGACAAUCUCUUAGAAAAAAAUAGAAACUACUGGAACCAAGACUUAAAAAUAACUGAUAUUGGCACAAGAUGGAGGGAAUGUUGGAACAUAACUAACAUACAGUUAAUGAAAAUGUACACUGAAUAAACUAAUAGAAUUUAUUACACCAGACAAUAUUCACAAAUUCUACAGUACAACUAACAAUGUCUCAAUAAUCCAUGCCUUCUGGGAAUGCUAUAAAGUCCGAAAUCGUUAACACAAUGGAAAGGUGAAAUGCUUUAUCUAAAUGUGGAAAGUGUGUGGGCAAUGGAGAGAAACAAAAUGGUGCAAUUUGCGGCCGUGUGGCGGAGAGUAAUUUGGGCACUGGAGAGUGAUGCGGGGCUGACUCUCUCUCGCUCUCUCUAGGAGAAGUUGAUAUCAGAGAUGGCAGCAUGUCAUGGUGUCUUGAUAACGUCGUAUUCAGCCGUGAGGAUCAUGCAGGAGACCCUGCAGAGAUACGACGGCUGGCACUACGUUAUACUGGACGAGGGACACAAGAUCCGCAACCCUCACGCUGGAGUUACCACUGCCUGCAAGCAGGUACGCUCACACAGCUCAAUAAACCGUUGGUCAACAACCCUGGUUCUGGAUAGCUACAGUAUAAGUAUGUAGGCCCUAUAGUGUUUUGUUCCACCCAAGCUGCUAAUCAAUAUUUUUCGUCCCUUCACCUGCUCUCUCUCUCUCGCGCGCUCUCUCACUCACCCCCCCCCCCCCCCCCCCCUCUCACCCUCUACCUCUCGCCUCACCUCUCACUCUUUCACUCCCUUUCUCCAUCUCUAGUUCCGUACUCCUCAUAGGUUCAUUCUAUCUGGCAGUCCUAUGCAGAACAACCUGAAGGAGCUGUGGAGUCUAUUUGACUUUGUCUUCCCUGGCAAACUGGGCACGCUGCCUAUUUUUAUGGAACAGUUUUCUGUACCCAUCACGAUGGGGGGCUACAGCAACGCUUCACCUGUACAGGUAACAUACAGAUACACGCGCACACACACACAAUUUGGCAUCAAAGAAGCUCUCGUCAUUUUCGGAAGCAGGGAGUUGAUCUUAGGAUUGUUAAAAGGUCAUUUCUCAGGAUUUGACUUCAGAAUUUGAUUCACAUUUGUAUUCACAUGGAGGGGAUGGAAGAGAGGGGGAAGGAGGAGGUAGGGGAUGGAUAGAGGGGAAAGAGAGGGAGGUAGAGGAUGGACGAAAGGGGAGCGAGAGAAGGGAAGGACAGAGAAAGAGGUGGUGAGCUGCUAAACGAUGAUCCUCAGUCAUUAGUGUCCAGUCGUUAAUAACUCGCCGACUGGAUUUAAUUAUUUAACUGGCUAUAGAGGUAACACACACAUUGACGGGAUUUAAUUAUUUAGCUGCUUUUAGAUGGCCAUCCGUGUUUCCGCUGUCGAUAAUAAAAAAACCUUGACUAAUUAUUGAAGUUAUUAAAUGAUGAGAGCGGGCAAAGCACUCUUUCUCUCUAUAGCUCCCCCCGUUCCCUGUCUCUCUCAUCUGUCUGUCUCUCUACCCACCUGUCUCUAUCUUCCAUCUCCCCUCCCUCAACUCUCUCCCUCGCUCUUUCUUUCCAUAGUCCUAUAUUUCUUUCUCUCUCCCUCCCUCCCCCUCUGCCCUGCAGCUACAACACUUUUUGCCCACUGCUGGCUGUCCCUCUGAUCUCACCCCCCAGUGAGGUGGAUGACUGAUGAAUGAAUGGUUAAUGGUCAACGAACGGUUAAAGGGUUAAAUCGUGACCCUGGGCUGAGGCCGUUUACUGGAUCACACACUAUAGGCAGCUGAUGAAAGAGAGAGAGGUCCCCCUCUAGAGACCACCAUAAGCACUCUGAUCAAUGUUUAAUGGCCCAAUCUGCUGAGAUAGUGGGAGGUGGGGGGAGGGGAGGAGAGGGGCUAAACGACAAACAUGCCCCAGGACAAAUGUUCCAUUAUAGCAUUAUAGGUGUCAUAGUCAAUUGUUUGUUCAUCUGACCCUUCAGAAGGCGUGUGUGUGUCAUGUAUGUUUACCCAAGGGGCUGUUGAACCAUUGUGCUGGUGUCUUUGUUGUCAUUUGUUCUUGUUGUCAACUGUAAUUGUUUGUUGUGUGUCUUGGUUGUUAUAGGUCCAGACUGUGUACAAUUGUGAGUGUGUCUUUAAUUGGUGUGUGUGUCUUUGUGUUUUUCUAGGUCCAGACAGCUUAUAAGUGUGCGUGUGUUCUGAGGGAUACCAUUAACCCUUACCUGCUCAGACGGAUGAAGGCUGACGUGAAGGCCAACCUCUCUUUACCUGACAAGAAUGAACAGGUGCGCAUCUCUUUCUGUCCCUCCCUCCAUCUCUACGCCCUUCUGUCCCUCUUGUAGCGGAUACCAAAAGAUGCAAUAGUCUUCAAGUUUGCAAUUCUACAUUUUUGGGGAAAGGAAAUGGGAAUAAUAGCAUAAAGAAUAUGAUAUAUAAUAUUACACAGCAGACCUGUUCCUGCACAAUGCCAAACAAACCUCAAAGAGCCACAGGUAUGUAGAAUCUGCUCAUUAUGUGUGGUACCGGGCGUGAUGCGUCUAGAUCUGCGCUGUCCACCCGCCGUAACUGAACCCGCAGUCAGCGCUGUUUUCGCGGUGACUGUCCGUGUUCCUGUGCGCCAUUUUAAUAGCAAGGCUCAAGCCACGCCCACCUGAAUACGUCACUCUUAACCAUUAUUUGGCUGUGUUUGAGAAGUGGAUAAUCAAUUUUUCAACUAACUGUCACUUCACCGAUUGCGUUCAAAAUAGAAACUGACAAUAUUCAUACCUGUGCAAACCACAAUUUCUGCUGGACUUUCCACUAUCGGGGAAAAGUGUGAAACAGUACUGUAUCUCAAAAGGAUGGGGGUACCAUCAGAAAUUGUAGACAUGGAACAACAUGGUUUUGACCAUGGAACAACAUGGUUUUGUUUAUCAAAGUUGAUAUCUAAAUGGGCAACUACAUGAGGAGAGAAUAGAAAACGGUCUCUUUCCAGUAAGUGUUCCCCUUGCCGGAUAGAAAAAAAUGUUUUAUUAGAUGAUAAUGAAAACAAAGUGCAAUAUAUGGUUUAAAAAUCUUGGCAUGUGUGGUUUCAAAUAAGAACAUUUUUAUAUUUGACAUUCAGUUGAAUACCUGAAUUCCCAACAAAAUGUCUAGAAUCCAUUGAUUUUCUUUUUCUCAUUAUACAAUUGUUUAUGUGCUAUAACACAGUCAAUAUUUGAUGGGUUUUUUAAAUUCAAGUUGAGUUGCGUGUCUUACUUCAUUAUGCAGCUGUUACAUUUAUCAGAACUGUUUUGUACCUUUUCAAUUUUGACGACCGUUGCUAGUUUUAAUGGGUACAUCUUGGGGUUUACCAAAGGUUUUAUAUACGUGUCUCUAUUUUACUCAGGGUUUCUCCCAAUUAAUUACAACACCACCCGCCCUAUUCUCUAUCCUGACUUGCUCCCUGUGAAUAGUGCUGGCUGUGCUACAGUACCUGUGCACACUAUUAAUUAGUGUCAUUAGUAUCUCCUCACUAGUUUCUCCACUGACUAGAGGGGCAGGUAUUCAUUAGGGUGGCUAGUUAAUAUCUGGCUCAUAUCUGGUUGGAUCACACACACACACACACACACCAGGGUUUUCGUUAGCCGGAUGUAUUAUAAACGGAUUUUUUUUUUUUAGCUAAUAAAGAAAAUUGCCGCUGGCCAAUUGUCCAGGGAGAAAAAUACAGAUAUAGAGCCUAUGUGCGGAAAAUCUGUCAGACUGAGCGACCGCUUCUCAAACAGCUCAUUCAAUGCUGCUGGACUGAAAAUAUGUGCUUUUAGAAGCCCAAUCAGUGCGUUACAAGUCUAAAUGCAAUCGCGUGUUAAAAGCAGUUUUGAUGGCCACGAUUUAAAAAGAGCUACUAUUUUUAUUUCUCAACUGGUAAUUGAAGCACGCUUCCCAUUCGCCAUUCAAGUGCAUAUAGGCAAUGGUAGGCAGGCUUCAGCGUGUCACACACCACUUUGCAAUGAGCUGGAGGCAGAAUGCAUUUUGAAAACAUACUUAAUUGUUUGAAACCUGAACGUUUUACGUCAUAUUAUGAGGCAUGUCUUACCUUGGUUCAAAAUAAAGUCAGACCAUAGAAACGUGUUAUCAAUUAUUUUAUGAAUACUUCCAUAUGCCAUUGAAACCAGUAGCCUAUUUCUCUCAUGUUCUAUUUGUUUUCAAAUCAACUUUAUUUUAUUGUCCAGAAGCCAAGGGCACAAGCCUAGUCAUAUUAGCAACCCAUGCUAGUUGUUGCAUCUUUAGAUCUCCCCUCUUUCAAAUUUCUAAAGGAUAUUUUCAUCCGCUCACAUGUGUGGUGCGCUUUUGACAAUGGGUUUUCCACUAAUUGCGUUAUGGAACGAACAUUCACAUGUAGUCUACUGCCUUGUGCUCAUUGCUGUGUUUAUAAUGUGAAGAAAUAAUAGUUUAUCAACGUUUUAAACUAAACGUUCUGAUCUGUUGUAUCAGACUCAUUGCUUUUUACAAUUUUAUUUUACUGGUUAUAUGAAUUUGGGAUCUAUCGUCCCAGAACUGUCCCAAAGUCUAUUUGGAAUAGGCUAUUUAUUUUUCGCACAGAACAACAAGCUGACCAAUAGGUAAACUUUUCUACUAUGGGGGAUAUUAGAUUGACAUAGGCUAGUGAUUUUGAUGUUCAUUACUCGUCUUGUUGGCUGAGGAAAAGUACAUUGUGGCAGUUAUUCCAACAUCUUCAAAGUGCGCAUCGGAAUUCGGUAAGAAGGAUGCCCGCCGUUGCAUGUUCUGUUAAGAUGAAUAACCAUGGGCCUCCCGAGUGGCGCAGCGGUCUAAGACACUGCAUCGCAGUAUUGCUGCAUCACUACAGCCUGGGGUUCGAUCCCAGGCUGUGUCACAACCGGCUGUGACCUGGAGUCCCAUAGGGCGGCGCACAAUUGGAUUUCUGUCAUUCUGAGCACCGUGAGUGGACGCCCUAAUCAGGUUCCGCACCCAAUGCAUAUGGGUCUGGUAAAUUUCUCAAAUGUCCAUUAAAUUGAAAUGCUGCCGGUCAAAUGUCCGGCGCAACUGAAACCCUGACACACACACACACUAUUCUGAUCAGUUCAUUAAUUGUCUCCCUCGGGACAGAGCCCCUAGGCCGAUACCUCUUGUCUUUGAUUUCUGCUCACUCACUUGUUUCAUCAAGGGGUUUUAAAGUGAAGGCUUAAUACGUGCGCGUUUGUUUCUCCAGGUUUUGUUUUGCAGGCUAACAGAGGAACAGCGUGAGGUGUAUCAGGGCUUUCUGGACUCCAAAGAGGUCUACCAAAUACUGAAUGGAGAUAUGCAGGUGAGUCUCACUCCCUCUCCAUUUCCUCUCAUCUACCUCUUAGCUCACUCUCCUCCUCCUCUUUCUGCACUAAGGCUCUUUUGUACUGAAUGGAGAUACAGUGAGGGGGAAAAAGUAUUUGAUCCCCUGCUGAUUUUGUAUGUUUGCCCACUGACAAAGACAUGAUCAGUCUAUAAUUUUAAUGGUAGGUUUAUUUGAACAGUGAGAGACAGAAUAACAAAAAAAAAUCCAGAAAAAUGCAUGUAAAAAAUGUUAUCAAUUGAUUUGUAUUUUAAUGAGAGAAAUAAGUAUUUAACCCCUCUGCAAAACAUGACUUAGUACUUGGUGGCAAAACCCUUGUUGGCAAUCACAGAGGUCAGACGUUUCUUGCAGUUGGCCACCAGGUUUGCACACAUCUCAGGAGGGAUUUUGUCCCACUCCUCUUUGCAGAUCUUCUCCAAGUCAUUAAGGUUUCGAGCCUGACGUUUGGCAACUCGAACCUUCAGCUCCCUCCACAGAUUUUCUAUGGGAUUAAGGUCUGGAGACUGGCUAGGCCACUCCAGGACCUUAAUGUGCUGCUUCUUGAGCCACUCCUUUGUUGCAUUGGCCGUGUGUUUUGGGUGAUUGUCAUGCUGGAAUACCCAUCCACGACCCAUUUUCAAUGCCCUGGCUGAGGGAAGGAGGUUCUCACCCAAGAUUUGACAGUACAUGGCCUUGUCCAUCGUCCCUUUGAUGCGGUGAAGUUGUCCUGUCCCCUUAGCAGAAAAACACCCCCAAAGUAUAAUGUUUCCACCUCCAUGUUUGACGGUGGGGAUGGUGUUCUUGGGGUCAUAGGCAGCAUUCCUCCUCCUCCAAACACGGCGAGUUGAGUUGAUGCCAAAGAGCUCGAUUUUGGUCUCAUCUGACCACAACACUUUCACACAGUUCUCCUCUGAAUCAUUCAGAUGUUCAUUGGCAAACUUCAGACAGGCCUGUAUAUGUGCUUUCUUGAGCAGGGGGACCUUGCGGGCGCUGCAGGAUUUCAGUCCUUCACGGCGUAGUGUGUUACCAAUUGUUUUCUUGGUGACUAUGGUCCCAGCUGCCUUGACAUCAUUGACAAGAUCCUCCCGUGUAGUUCUGGGCUGAUUCCUCACCGUUCUCAUGAUCAUUGCAACUCCACGAGGUGAGAUCUUGCAUGGAGCCCCAGGCCGAGGGAGAUUGACAGUUAUUUUGUGUUAAUUCCAUUUGCGAAUAAUUGCACCAACUGUUGUUACCUUCUCACCAAGCUGCUUGGCGAUGGUCUUGUAUUCCAUUCCAGCCUUGUGUAGGUCUACAAUCUUGUCCCUGACAUCCUUGGAGAGCUUGUUGGUCUUGGCCAUGGUGGAGAGUUUGGAAUCUGAUUGAUUGAUUGCUUCUGUGGACAGGUGUCUUUUAUACAGGUAACAAACUGAGAUUAGGAGCACUCCCUUUAAGAGUGUGCUCCUAAUCUCAGCUCGUUACCUGUAUAAAAGACACCUGGGAGCCAGAAAUCUUUCUGAUUGAGAGGGGGUCAAAUACUUAUUUCCCUCAUUAAAAUGCAAAUCAAUUUAUAACAUUUUUGACAUGCAUUUUUCUGGAUUUUAUUGUUGUUAUUCUGUCUCUCACUGUUCAAAUAAACCUACCAUUAAAAUUAUAGACUGAUCAUGUCUUUGUCAGUGGGCAAAUGUACAAAAUCAGCAGGGGAUCAAAUACUUUUUUCCCUCACUGUAUGCAGGUGAGUCUCACUCCCUCCUCUCCAUUUCCUCAUCUAACUCUUAGCUCACUCUCCUCCUCCUCUUUCUGCACUGAGGCUCUUUUGUUAUUGAUCAGAGAAUGGGUUCUAUCAACAUUUUGAUUGAUUGCCCUUUUAGCUUUGAACAGUCAAGUCCAUUGUCUGUCUAUACAUAUUAUUGUCCUGUAACCACUGGCUGAUGUAUUUUCAUUUAAGGCCUAUAUAAAUAUAUAGCCUCGUUCGACCAUCCUGAUCUCGCGAGCUUACAUUCUGAUUCACUGUGAAAACAAAACAAAAGUGCAGUGGUCAGGAUGGUGGAGCAAGCUAAUACAUCUCAAGUUAUGAUCUGGAUUGGAAAUAUACAUUCUGGCAUCCCACUGAAAGACGAGUAUCUAGUUCCGGUUAUUCUUCCAGGAAUAAGACGGGCCUUAUUCAUUAUUUAACACUAACACUGGAGUACUACCCGAGAUGGUCUAUAAUGUUGAGAUAUGCCAAUCAAUGAAUUUACAAUGGGUUUUGCUAGACAUGAUGCAUGCAUAAAGCUUUCUAUAGGGACCUGUAUGUUAUCUCACAGUGUCAUUCACAUUAGGAUAUGUAAGGUCAGUGGUAUGAUAACUGAUGCCUGGUCAGAGGAAUCGGGCUCUACAGUUGUUCUUUAGUGUAUCUCUGACCCGUGGAAAGGCUUUUACACACCAACCAUUCUUCAUCACUGCUCUAUAUGUACGCGUGCCCCCCCGUCCCCCCCCGUCCCCCCCCCGUGGUCAGUCUCUCCUUGAUGUGGUCUCUGAAUCCAUUAACCCACAUUACUAAUGCAGCACUUGGCUAGUGCACUGCAAACACACAACACACACUCUUUGUCUUCUGCAGGGAAUGAGUUAUGUAGGACCAUUCAUUAGGACCCUUAAGGAAAUAAUUCGUCUGAAAAUUGGUUUGUUUAAAGGGACAACAUCAAUGUGAUCAUAGAAAUACAAUGAAAUUGAUUAUAUUUCUAUGAUUGUGAUACUUAAUGUUGUUGACUGAAAGGUAUAUAUUUUCUAGCUUGCUUCUUUUUGUAGAACCUAACAAGGUAGCUGUAAAAAUCAAUCAAUGCUUUGAUGGAUUAUUUGAUUGGUGUUUACCAAAUGUGUUUGUGCUAUGAUCAACCUGAAGUUAUGUGAGCUAUCUUGUGACAUAUCAACUGAAAAAUAAAAAAAUUCUACCACAACCUCCAUUUGGGGAACACUAUCCUCCUAGUUCACGGUGACUGUUUUAUUUAUUAAUGCAUUUAUUAAUUUAUUUUGAUCCUUCAUUUCCAGGUGUUCUCGGGCCUGAUAGCGCUGCGUAAGAUGUGUAACCACCCGGACCUGUUCUCUGGAGGUCCCAAGAUCCUGAAGGGUAUACCAGAGGACCAACUGACUGAAGAGGAACACUUUGGCUUCUGGAAACGCUCCGGCAAACUGAUGGUGGUGGAAUCACUGCUCCGACUUUGGUUUAAACAGCAACACAGAGUCCUGCUGUUCACACAGUCCAGACAGGUGUGUGUUUGUGUGUUGUGGGAGAGACAGAGACACUGACUGGGUGGGUUUCAGGUUCCAUGGAAAAUUAAUCGGACGAUGUUGUUAGGCCUAAUCUACAACUCUCUCUCUUUCUUCCUCUCCCGCUGUCACUCUUUCGCUGUCUAGAUGUUGGGGAUAUUGGAGGUGUUUGUGAGGGAGAAUGGCUACACCUAUGUGAAGAUGGAUGGUACCACCACCAUCGCCUCCAGACAGCCUCUCAUCGCUCGAUACAACGACGUAAGGGUCUACAAUUAUACCCUUUUCACACUUUCUUGCUUACCUGAACCAAACUGUGCUGGCUCAGAUAUUUUCUUUUCACAUUGUCUUUUUCAGCCUGCUUCCAGCAACUAUGGUUGAUGUGUAACCAGGCCUGCUCAGUACGGCUUGGUUUGGCUUGGCUCGAUUUGGCUCAGUAGUGUGAAAAGACCUUUCAGUGAAAAUCUCAACCCUGGGGGUUAGAUUACUAGUGUGAAAACAGCCUAUUGUCCAGCCUGCUGCCCAGUGCCUUUAGGUGUCUUCGCAUAUGGACCCAUGAUCAGACAUGUUCUGAUGAGUGAUGAAAAAAUAGUAAUAAGAAAUAGUUCUAUAUAUGCUUUGACCACCAUUCUAUCAUAUUUUCCCUCUCCUCCCCUCCUCUCCUCUCUCCAGGACAAGUCUAUCUUUGUGUUCUUGUUGACCACAAGAGUGGGGGGGCUGGGAGUCAACCUGACCGGAGCUAACAGAGUCAUCAUCUAUGACCCCGACUGGAACCCUAGCACUGAUACACAGGUACACACACACACACACACACACACCACUGACCAUAGGGUCGACAGACUCCAUGGUACAUAGACAUAUCUCUAACUAGUCAGUCGUUGCUUAACCGUUAAUCUCCUGGUAUUGUGUUGUCCCCUAGGCUCGAGAGCAUAUGUGGAGGAUCAUACACACACACUCUUAUCACACUCUCACCCCAUGUCCCUGUGUUGUUGUUGUCGUCUAGGCUCGAGAGCGAGCUUGGAGGAUUGGUCAGAAAAAGGAGGUGACUGUCUACAGACUACUGACCGCUGGGACCAUCGAGGAGAAGAUCUACCACAGGUAGGAAGGGAAGGAGGGACACUUUAUUCAUACCACUAUAUUCAUACCACUACUCAUUCACCGAGGUACAGUCCUCACUUACUGAGGGGUUAAAAUACCGACUUUGCAUAGAUCUGAGCUCGCUGCAUUUUGCAAAAGGCAUCAAGAAGUGUAACAUUUACUUUCUCAGGUACUAUUAUGAUAUAAUAUGCCAUUUAGCAGAUGCUUUCAUCCAAAACAAUUUACAGUAUUGCAUGCAUACAUUUUCGUAUGGAUUUCCCAACAAACCCACGAUCCUGACGUUGCAAGCUCUCUAGUUUCAAGUUUUAUUUGUCACAUGCACAAGUACAGUGAAAUGCUUAACCUGCCCUUCUCAACAGUGCUGUAUUCAAUAUCAAAAUAGUAUAGCUAAAAAUCAAACACGAGAAAUACAUUUUAUGUGCAGGGAUACUGGAGUAGUUGAGGUAGAUAUGUACAUGUAGACAGGGAUUAGGAGAAAGUGACUGGUAACAGGAUGGAUAAAUAAUAAUAGUAAACAAUAUAGCAUCAGUGGUAGGUGUGUGUGUGUGUGUGCGUGGUGGUGGUGAGUGUCAGUGUAGGCGUGUGUGGGUAGAGGCCUGUGAGCGUGCAUAUUGUCAGUGCAUAUAGUCCUUGGUGGGGUAGAGGCUCUCGCUCUCUUGGAGCCUGUUGGUCCGAGACCUGAUACUCUGGUACCGCCUGCCAGGUGGAAGCAGAGAGAACAGUACAUGUCAGGGGUGGCAGGAGUCUUUGGCAAUCUUUCGGGCCUUCCUCAGACACCGCUUGGUGUGUAUGUCCUGAAUGGCUGGGAGCUCGCCCACAGUGAUGUGCUGGGCUGUCCGCACCACCCUCUGUAGGGCCUUGCGGACGAGGGUGGAGCAGUUGCCAUACCAGGCAGUGAUGCAGCCAGUCAAGGCAGGAUCCAGUUGCAGAGGGAGGUGUUCAGUCCCAGGGUCCCGAGCUUGGUGACAAUCUUGGAGGGGACUAUGGUGUUGAACGCGAAGCUGUAGUCGAUGAACAGCAUUCUCACAUAGGUAUUUCCCCUCAUGUCUAAGUGGGAAGGGCAGUGUGGAGUGCAAUUGAGAUGGCAUCGUCUGUGGAUCUGUUGGGGCGGUAUGCAAACUGGAGUGGCUCCAGGGUGUCUGGGGUGAUCGUGUUGAUGUGUCAUGGCCAGCCUUUCUAAGCAUUUCCAAGAUGGCGCCGGAGGAGAUGGCUGCCGUUUUAUUUGUUAUUUAUUCUGUACAUCAUGUUUCUGCCACCGUCUCUUAUGACCAAAAAGAGCUUCUGGAUAUCAGGACAACGAUUACUCACCUCGUAUUGGACAAAGAUUUUUUUCUUGAACGAGUUGGACGCGAAGGAUAUUCUACAGACACCCGACAAGGCCCAAAUCCCCGUCAUUCGCAUGAGAAAGAGACAGAGAUAUCGUGGACGUAGGUCGGGGUGCCUUGUAAGGAUCCGACGGCGAGCGAGUAAUCUGCCUCUUCCAUCAAUCCUAUUAGCCAACGUACAAUCAUUUGAAAACAAAAUGGACGACCUAAGAUCAAGAAUAUCCUACCAACGGGACAUUAAAAACUGUAAUAUCUUAUAUUUCACUGAGUCGUGGCUGAACGACGACAUGGAUAACAUACAGCUGGCGGGAUAUACGCUACAUCGGCAGGAUAGAACGGCUGACUCCGGUAAGACAAGGGUGGCGGUCUGUGUAUAUUUGUAAACAACAGUUGGUGCAUAAAAUCUAAUACUAAGGAAGUCUCAAGGUUUUGCUCGCCUGAGGUAGAGUAUCUCAUGAUAAGCUGUAGAACACACUAUUUACCACACUAUAUUUUUCGUAGCUGUCUAUUUACCACCACAAACCGAUGCUGGCACUAAGAUUGCACUCAAUGAGCUGUAUAAGGCCAUAAGCAAACAGGAAAAAGCUCAUCCAGAGGCAGCGCCCCUAGUGGCCGGGGACUUUAAUGCAGGGAAACUUAAAUCCGUUCUACUUAAUUUCUACCAGCAUGUUAAAUGUGCAACCAGAGGAGAAAAAAACUAGGUAGGUAACAACACAUCUGCCACGCUGAUCCUCAACACGGGGGCCCCUCAGGGUACUCCCUGUUCACCCAUGACUGCAUGGCCAGGCACGACUCCAACACCAUCAUUAAGUUUGCCGAUGACACAACAGCGGUAGGCCUGAUCACCGACAACGAUGAGACAGCCUAUAGGGAGAAGGUCAGUGACCUGGCCGUGUGGUGCCAGGAUAACAACCUCUCCCUCAACGUGAUCAAGACAAAGGAGAUGAUUGUGGACUACAGGAAAAAAUUGAGGACUGAGCACGCCCCCAUUCUCAUCAACAGGGAUGUAGUGGAACAGGUUGAGAGCUUCAAGUUCCUUGGUGUCCACAUCACCAACAAACUAUCAUGGUCCAAACACACCAAGACAGUCGUGAAGAGGGCACGACAAAGCCUAUUCCCCCUCAGGAGACUGAAAAAAUUUGGCUUGGGUCCUCAGAUCCUCAAAAUGUUCUACAGCUGCACCAUCGAGAGCAUCCUGACUGGUUGCAUCACCGCCUGGUAUGGCAACUGCUCAGCAUCCGACCGCAAGGCACUACAGAGGGUAGUGCGUACGGCCCAGUACAUCACUGGGGCCAAGCUUCCUGUCAUCCAGGACCUCUAUACCAGAUGGUGUCAGAGGAAGGCCCUACAAAUUGUCAAAGACUCCAGCCACCCUAGUCAUAGACUGUUCUCUCUGCUACCGCACGGCAAGCGGUACCGGAGCGCCAAGUCUAGGUCCAAAAGGCUUCUUAACAGCUUCUACCCCCAAGCCAUAAGACUCCUGAACAGCUAAUCAUGGCUACCCAGACUAUUUGCAUUGUCCCCCCCACCCCCUCUUUUACGCUGCUGCUACUCUGUUUAUUAUCUAUGCAUAGUCACUUUAACUCUACCCACAUGUACAUAUUACCUCAAUUACCUCGACUAACCGGUGCCCCCGCACAUUGACUCUGUAACGGUACCCCCUGUAUAUCGCCUCCCUACUGUUAUUUUAUUUUACUGCUGCUCUUUAAUUAUUUUUAAUUUUUUUACUUAACACUUUUUUUCUUCUUCUUAAAACUGCGUUGUUGGUUAAAGAUUGUAAGUAAGCAUUUCACUGUAGGGUCUACACCGGUUGUAUUCGGCGCAUGUGCCAAAUUAAAUUGUAUUUUAUUUGAUGAUUACAGAUGUGAGUGCUAUAAGGCGGUUGUCAUUGUGGCAAGUUACCUUAGAUUUCUUGUGAACAGGAACGAUGAUGGUCAAUUUGAGGCAUGUGGAGAUUACAGACUAGGACAGGGAGAGGUUGAAAAUGGCCGUAAAGAUGCCUGCCAGCUGGUCUGCGCAUGCCCUGAGGAUGCGCCCUGGUAUUCUUUCUUGCCCAGCGGCCUUAUGAGCGUUGACACGUUUAAAGGUCUUACUCACGUCAGCCUCGGAGAGCGAGUAAUCCGAAACAGCGGGAGCCUUUAUGCAAAGCUCUGUGGUGUUGUCAUUGAAGAGUACAUAAAAGGCUUUAAGUUUGUCUGGUAGAGUGGCAUUGUUGGGCAGCUCACAGCUGGGUUGUCCUUUAUAAUCCAUUUUCAUCCUUGAGCAUUGGAGCCAGUGCAGUAGGAUUCCACCUUAUUCCUGUAUUGUCUUUGCAUGUUUGGUGGUUCUACGGAGGUUGUAGUGGGACUUCUUGUAUGUGACUAUGGCUACUUCCUUAGCCUCAGGGUUAGCUACGUUGGCUGCGAUAGCCCUAUGUGUGGUGUGUCUGUCCUUUAGUUUAGCAUGUGUCUCAGUGUUAAUCCUGGGCCUUUGGUUGGGAAACAUCUGACCUUUACUGUAGGGACAACGUCAUCGGUGCAUUUACUGAUGAAGCCGGUGAUGGUGGUGGUAAACUUGGCGACGUUGGCGGAGUCCCGAAACAUAUUUCAGUCUGCACUAGCAAAGCAGUCCCGUAAUGUAGCAUCUGCUUCGUCGGACCACUUCUCCACUGAGCGUGUCACAGGCACGUCUUGUGAAGGGAGGCCAAGGGAGUGACUUAUAAGCGUGCUUGUUUGUCGUAUAACAGUAGCGCCCCUAGUGGCACAGGACACUUGCUGGGAAAAGUUAGGCAGAAAGAAUAAUGUCUGAGUUUAAUUCAAUAAGAGAGAACCUGUGAAAUGGAGGGUUGAAAAUAAAGAGAAGGGAGGGACAGAAAAGUAAUGUUUGGGAAAGAUUUGGUGAAGUGGUAAAAAAGGCAGCUAUGUUAUGUGUGAUGACUGUGAGGCGCUAUACAAAUUCCACAGUCACAAGACGGGACUUCAAACAAGCCUAUGGCACGUCAAGGGAACUGGAGCCUACUAUUCAGAUGGGUUAAAUGGAAACACUGACUGUAGGUCUAUAACCUCUCACAUAGCCUUAAUAUAAACUCCUGCAGAAUUAAAAUGAUACACCAAAUGUAGGCUAAAUGUUGACUAGGGAACAGGUUUUUCUUUCCUUUCCCAUCUUGAGAGAAUGCAAAUGCCAGUUAGCACCUCUACAGAUGGUAUCUAUGUUCAUCAGCAUCAUAAAAUAUGCAUCCAAGCCGAACUGAAAUCUUAUCAGAAACAUGUUGGGUCGUUUUCACAGCUUUAUAUUUCCUUACAACUGGUCAAAAUGAUAUCAUGUAAAAAAAAAUUUGCACAUGAAAUAUUUCCAGUUUUAAUUUUCUCCCCAGUCCCUAAAUUUCUUUGCUCUGUGAAAGAAGCAGAGAUGACAGAACUUUACCGAUGUCAGCUAUAUUGAAGCAUUCAUUCUAUUGAUUUAUGACAUUGUUCUGGUGAGCAAGGGUUUAUUUAGUCUACUAGGGCAACAUAAUGACAGAAGAGAAGCUGCAUGUAUCUAAUUAUAGACAAGUUGACUAACAAAUAGCCUACCAAAAAGUUGGAAAUUAUAAGCAGAAACCUAUCUAAAUCUGUCAAAAAAUUGUUACGCCAUCUAUGACUGUAGCCUAGAGCGCAUUUUCUAUAUUAGCGGGUUAGGGUCGGGUGGUGGCCUCAGAUUUUUACUUUGUCAGAUACAGUGGGGGGAAAAAAGUUUUUAGUCAGCCACCAAUUGUGCAAGUUCUCCCACUUUAAAAGAUGAGAGAGGCCUGUAAUUUUCAUCAUAGGUACACGUCAACUAUGACAGACAAAUUGAGAAUUUUUUUCUCCAGAAAAUCACAUUGUAGGAUUUUUAAUGAAUAUAUUUGCAAAUUAUGGUGGAAAAUAAGUAUUUGAUCACCUACAAACAAGCAAGAUUUCUGGCUCUCACAGACCUGUAACUUCUUCUUAAAGAGGCUCCUCUGUCAUCCACUCGUUACCUGUAUUAAUGGCACCUGUUUGAACUUGUUAUCAGUAUAAAAGACACCUGUCCACAACCUCAAACAGUCACACUCCAAACUCCACUAUGGCCAAGACCAAAGAGCUGUCAAAGGACACCAGAAACAAAAUUGUAGACCUGCACCAGGCUGGGAAGAAUGAAUCUGCAAUAGGUAAGCAGCUUGGUUUGAAGAAAUCAACUGUGGGAGCAAUUAUUAGGAAAUGGAAGACAUACAAGACCACUGAUAAUCUCCCUUGAUCUGGGGCUCCACGCAAGAUCUCACCCCGUGGGGUCAAAAUGAUCACAAGAACGGUGAGCAGAAAUCCCAGAACCACACGGGGGGACCUAGUGAAUGACCUGCAGAGAGCUGGGACCAAAGUAACAAAUCCUACCAUCAGUAACACACUAUGCCGCCAGGGACUCAAAUCCUGCAGUGCCAGACGUGUCCCCCUGCUUAAGCCAGUACAUGUCCAGGCCCGUCUGAAGUUUGCUAGAGUGCAUUUGGAUGAUCCAGAAGAGGAUUGGGAGAAUGUCAUAUGGUCAGAUGAAACCAAAAUAUAACUUUUUGGUAAAACCUCAACUCGUCGUGUUUGGAGGACAAAGAAUGCUGAGUUGCAUCCAAAGAACACCAUACCUACUGUGAAGCAUGGGGGUGGAAACAUCAUGCUUUGGGGCUGUUUUUCUGCAAAGGGACCAGGACGACUGAUCCGUGUAAAGGAAAGAAUGAAUGGGGCCAUGUAUCGUGAGAUUUUGAGUGAAAACCUCCUUCCAUCAGCAAGGGCAUUGAAGAUGAAACGUGGCUGGGUCUUUCAGCAUGACAAUGAUCCCAAACACACUGCCCGGGCAAUGAAGGAGUGGCUUCGUAAGAAGCAUUUCAAGGUCCUGGAGUGGCCUAGCCAGUCUCCAGAUCUCAACCCCAUAGAAAAUCUUUGGAGGGAGUUGAAAGUCCGUGUUGCCCAGCGACAGCCCCAAAACAUCACUGCUCUAGAGGAGAUCUGCAUGGAGGAAUGGGCCAAAAUACCAGCAACAGUGUGUGAAAACCUUGUGAAGACUUACAGAAAACGUUUGACCUGUGUCAUUGCCAACAAAGGGUAUAUAACAAAGUAUUGAGAAACUUUUCUUAUUGACCAAAUAAAUUCAUAAAAAAUCCUACAAUGUGAUUUUCUGGAGAAAAAAAAUCUCAUUUUGUCUGUCAUAGUUGACGUGUACCUAUGAUGAAAAUUACAGGCCUCUCUCAUCUUUUUAUGUGGGAGAACUUGCACAAUUGGUGGCUGACUAAAUACUUUUUUUCCCCACUGUAUAGUCAGGCGAUUGCGGAUAAGUUAUUAGCAAUUGCGGGUGAACAAACAGCUGACCGACUACAGGAUUACGUCCACGUUUCAAGUAGCUCUUCAUCUAUGAUAAACUGAACUAUUGAGAUUCUCCUCCCAACACCAUCAGGAGAGACUGUGUUAAUAUUCACCUCUGGUGUUUUUCCCUUCAGGCAAAUCUUCAAACAGUUCCUGACCAACCGCAUUCUGAAGGACCCUAAACAGCGACGCUUCUUCAAGUCCAACGACAUCUACGAGCUGUUUACCUUAUCUAACCCUGACGGGACGCAGGGCACAGAGACCAGCGCUAUAUUCGCAGGUACACACACACACAAACACACACACACAAGUGGUUCCGACUGUCUGUUCCUAUUGGUUUUGUGUCUGAUGUUUUUAUUUCCCCUCGUUGUGUAGGUACGGGUUCUGAUGUCCAAGCUCCUAAGAAACCAGUCAGACCAAGGUCUAACCACAGACACUCUGUAACCAAUCACAAUGUUAGCUCCACUGGAGGUGGAACCAUCCCUUCCCCAUCGCCCCGGCCUGGAGACAGGACCACCCCCCUUCGCAGUAACAUCUCUCUCGAUAGGAACAACAGGCUGACGGACAGCCAGGAAGCCAACCAGGGCGAGGCAAGGGAGGCACCAGAUAUUCCUAUUGACCAGUCCAAGACAGACUGUGACACACAGCACUCUAGGGAGGAGGGAAGCAACGCUCAUAUACACACAGACCCCGACAGAGACACAAACUCCAAUCUGCCCCACAAACACAGAGAACAUUCACACACUAACUCCCCCAGUCCCAGCACACAGAAGCACAGAGAAAAAAAACACAGUUCACACAAACACAGAGACUCUCAAGGACCCGGCUCCAGUCCCUACAAACACAGGGAGAAGAGGAAGCACUGUGACUCGACAGCAGAAGGACCUAAAAACAAACACGGGAAACAGAAACAGGCCAAGGUCGAGGGUCAUCGCAUCUCCUACCUGGUGAAGAAGAGGAGCUACAAAGGACAGGAGGAGCGCGAGGAGCAGCCGGAAAAACAGGACCAGAGACAGAGCGACGACUAUGUACUGGCCAAACUCUUCAAGAAGUCGGGUAUGUUUUUAUGUUAAUACAUGUUUACAAGUAAUUAAAUAUAUUUGUAUUGGUAGUUUGUAUAUCGCUUUAAUUCUUAUUCAUGAAAGUUAUUUUAAAGUGUUACCGUACUUUUCUUUACGUGUUUCAAGAAAUCGGGUACCUCUGCACAUGAGGCGUUAGUUGCCAGGUUAAGUUUUGGUGGACUGAGGGAGAAGCUCUUUGUUUAAACGGUAGAAGAAGAUGAACUAGCAUGAACCAAACAGUGUUUUUGUGUGUGUUUGUUUUGUGUUGUUUAACCACAAUUGUGUUAGUGAUUUUGUCCUAUAAUCACAGGGGAAAGUAAAGCCUCACAGUGCAUCUUGAACCAUUUUCUCUCUCUCCUCUCCAGGUAUCCACAGUGUGAUGCAGCAUGACUCCAUCAUGGAGGCGUCUAACCCAGACUUUGUCCUGGUGGAAGCUGAAGCUAACAGAGUAGCUAAAGACGCUUUGAAAGCUCUGAAGGUCUCCAGGCAACACUGUAGACUGCCCUACAACCGACCUGCCCCAGCUCCAACCAGGUACACACACACACACGUACACGCAGGCUAACACGCACACAGCCUAGCACAUACAGAGGGUAGUGCGUACGGCCCAGUACAUCACUGGGGCCAAGCUUCCUGCCAUCCAGGACCUCUAUACCAGGCGGUGUCAGAGGAAGGCCCUCAAAAUUGUCAAAGACUCCAGCCACCCUAGUCAUAGACUGUUCUCUCUGCUACCGCACGGCAAGCGGUACCGGAUUGCCAAGUAUAGGUCCAAAAGGCUUCUCAACAGCUUCUACCCCCAGGCCAUAAGACUCCUGAACAGCUAAUCAUGGCUACCCGGACUAUUUGCACUGCCCCCCCACCUCCACCCCCCACCACAUCUUUUUACGCUGCUGCUACUCUGUUAAUUAUUUAUGCAUAGUCACUUUAACUCUACCCACAUGUACAUAUUACUUCAACUACCUCAACUAGCCGGUGCCCCCGCACAUUGACUCAGCACCGGUACCCCCCUGUAUAUAACCUCCCUACUGUUAUUUUAUUUUACUUCUGCUCUUUUUUUCUCAACACUUUUUUUGUUUUAUUUUACUUUUUUAUUUAAAAAUAAAUGCACUGUUGGUUAAGGGCUGUAAGUAAGCAUUUCACUGUAAUGUCUGCACCUGUUGUAUUCGGCGCAUGUGGCCAAUAAAAUUUGAUUUGAUUUGAUACACAGGCUAGCACACACAGGCUAACACUGUAGACUUCCACAUUGAGUGGAGGAUUAUGGGUAGUGUAGUUUAAUGUGUGUGUGGUUGUGUGUCUACAGGAAGAGGUUUGGUCAGAAGAAGAAUCCUUUGCUGUCUGCUCCUCCUUCUACAGCUGCCCCAGCUCAGGACAAAUGCAAGGUAACUACACACCUCAACACCACAGAGGUAGAAAACAUAUUUGUAUUCAUUGUGUUCAUUAGGGCGCACAAAGGAAAAUGUUAUAAGAAAAAUUCACAGGGUGUCUGCAGGUCCUUAAAAGGUCUUAAGUCUUAAAUUUAUUUAUCUAAAUUAAAGGCUUUAAAAUGUCUUAAAUUCAGUUUUCAAUGGUCUUAAAAAAUGCAACCUGAGAUGACUACAGUGUUUCCCCUAUGUUGUGCAGCUGCUUAAUUGUUGCCACCACGGCAAAAUAAAAAAUUCACAUCAAAUUAUAGCCUACUCCUACCAAGGCGCAUUUUCAACAUGCUAGAGAGCUCCACAUGUAUAGCCUACGACUCUGUGUGUGUGCCACUGCAAGUAGACUGUUGCCAGAUGAGAGAGCACAGCGAGUAAGGUAGCCUACAAAAUAGAUAGCCAAUUCGAAACAUUGCUUGUAGCUUAGCUAGUUGGCUCACUCAUUAGCUAGCUUGUUAACUAUUUAGCUAUUAAAUGAUUUGGUCAAACAGUAUAGUGCAUUAUCGUCAUCAUUCCUCUAAUGGAAGUGUCUGCCCUGCCCAUGUGCCUGUUUCGCCGGGACCUGCUGCAGUGAUGAUGAGCGAGCCAUUUUUUACUGCCUUUCCCACUGCACUUCUGUAGAAAAAAAAUGUGUUCUGAUUUUAGCUAUAAGAAAAACACAGCUAUCCUGUGUAAUAACACCCGCCACCUGACAAACGCAGGUGGGUAAGAAUGUCUAAUUCACCAGAUUAGUUUUUAGAAGCAAUGGGCACAGGCAUAAAAGUAGAUCUAAUUUACUCUGAAGUCUACUAAAGUGAGACUUUGUCCUCGUGUUUCUUGGCAAUUUACAUUGUUUUGUUGACAAGCUAGGUUGCUUUUCAAUGUUUGAGUUUGCUACAACUGCUAGCAAAUAGAGACAUUGUUGGCCUCUACUAGUGACAUUCUCACAGGCACAUGUGAUGACUCCAUUGGCCCUGUUACCAAGGUAACCUUAAAGGGGCAGCUAAAAUGUUUUGUCUGUGAUAUUUUUGUUAAAAUACUCAGGUCACAGAAUAUUAAAUUAAAUCGAGCAAUAUACCACAUUACUUCUUACUAGUAAUACAUGUAUUGUUUUAUAAACAUUACUAAGCAUGCUCAUAAUUUUUGUGUGUUUCUUUGUGUAACAAAUCGGAGUUGCUGCUAGGUUUUUUUAUCUACCUGCCACAGUGGCUGGUAUACAAAAAAAGUUAGUUUUAGGCCCUCGUAAUACUUGUUGUCACUGUUGAAGAGAGGAGGUUCUCAGCUUUGUGCAGGUAUAUUUUUUUAUUUCUCAGCUGUCUAUUUUACAACCAAGAUAUUGAUAUGGAUUUGAGAGACGGCCUCAUUGGGUAUUAGGCUAUGACAGCAACGUUUUUUAGGGCAUUAAUAAUUACUUUACUGUUAGAUUAAAACAUGGUUACUUCCAGUAAAAAUUAUAUUUCGAGGUAGUCCUCUAGCUAAUGUGUUUUGAGUUUCCACUUACUCAGCUGGUGAAUUAGCACCAAAUAUUUGUCUGUGAUAUUAGUGUAGGCAAAUUCAUCUCUAUUGAACAAAAAAUAUAGAGUCCUAUUUUAACACUAAAUAGAACAAUGGCCUAAUUGUCAAACUAAAAUUCAUUACAAUCACUGGAUUAGGUUGCAGUGCAUAUAAGAAUAUCUUGAAUCAUGCAUUCCUGCUUAGAUAAAACACGUUAUUUGAGUACCAUCUCAGUAGUCUAUUGCACUUCUUUAUUAAAGCACUGUGAAUGCCAUUAGAAGAUGAUUAGCCUACUAUUUGUUUUCGAUUAGUGACUGUGUGAAGAAAUAGGGAAUAUAAGCAGGUUUGUGGCGCACGCAGACCUCAAAGUUGGUAUUAAAUUGCAUUUCAAUUGGCAUUAAAAAGGUAUUUUAAAAAGUCUUAAAUUCAACUUGAUGGAACCUGCAGAUAACCUGUUUCAAUGGAAAUGGAAAUUAGUGUUUCCUAUUGGACACAUCCAGGUAGUCUCUCCAUGUUUCGGUCAGUUUUCCACUGUUUGGUGCUUAAUGACAUGACCCUGCUGAAACAUAUAGUCAGAUAUUCUCUGUUCUUCAUUAUUCUGUUCUCUGUUGUAACCCAGUGUGUCUGCUUUGUCUGUGUAGGAUGCUUCCAUCAUCAAGAAAACCAUUGCCAGGAAACCCAUCCCAGGGGGUCACUUCAGUGGAGAAGGGGUAGAGGUGGGCGGAUCUUCCUCCGCUCUGCUGGCCCGCAUGAAAGCUAGGAACCACCUCAGCCUGCCUCAGAGAGAAGUGGAUGGAGGAGGAGAGGAAGAGGAAGAGGAGGAGGGGGGGCAUACCACCUCGGGCACUCCUGCCCCCCCUACGGAACACGAUGAGCUCCUGGUGGAGCUGAGGAACUUUGUGGCAUUCCAGGGAGCUGUGGAUGGACAGGCCAGCACCAAGGAGGUCCUGGACCACUUCACCCCCAGACUGAACCAGACCCAGACCCCUGUCUUCAGAGAACUACUCCGAAACAUCUGUAACUUCCACAGGGCAGAGGGGCAGGAGGGGACGUGGAGACUUAAACCUGACUACAGAUAAUGGGAGUAGGGAGAAGGGGAGAGGAGACUCACAUCUGACUACUUGUACUGUGAGGAAGAGAGGAAAAAGGAGUGUAAAGAGGGUGAGGCAGAGGAGGAGAAGUGUGGGUUGAUGGAGUAAGAGAGGAACUUGAGACAAAAAAAAAAACUUCACCUUGCGGAGAGAACAGAGAGGGAGGAGAGGGG